This is a messenger RNA of Oncorhynchus kisutch (coho salmon), 1742 nucleotides long. RefSeq names its product fibroblast growth factor-binding protein 2-like. The coding region runs from base 163 to 1068 and encodes 301 amino acids. The transcript is spliced from 2 exons. Gene Ontology annotation, molecular function: growth factor binding. The record is from RefSeq and is a predicted model, not a curated record. Lineage: Eukaryota; Metazoa; Chordata; Actinopteri; Salmoniformes; Salmonidae. Gene Ontology annotation, biological process: cell-cell signaling.
UUGCACUACACUCCUCCCCUCUUCAGGAUGGCUCUUGUAACCCAGGAUUUUUUCACCUGAAUGCCCUCUUUGUGUGCUGAGCCCAUAAAUAGCAGGGGGGACCCUCAGCUUCUGCAGUCCCACUUUCACUCUCUCUCUCACACUUAAUCAUCUGGCAUAACCAUGUGGACUCGGGCUAGCGCACUGCUGCUCCUCGCCUGCUGCCUCUGGGCAGUGGAGGGUCAGAACGAGAAUGGCAAUGGCUACACGAGGGCAGGCAAUGGUGGUGGUGUUGCCGCCACUGCUACUGCAGAGAACAGGAAGGGUGUCUGGGAGGACCCCAUCCAGUUCAACAACAAGGCAAAGGACUUGUGCACCAUGAGCGUCACCGGCCAGGGAGAUGUCACCAAGCUGAGGAUAUCGUGCCAGGGUGCCGAGAGAACCUACUGGUGCGAGUACACGGGCAAGCCCCAGAUGUGCCGUGCCUACAACAACAACCCUCGCCAUUAUUUCACCCAGAUCAUGUGGGACCUGAGGAAACUCCAGAACGCCUGCCAGGCACCCAAGGCUAUCAAGCCUCAGAUGUGCAAGAGGGCACCGGAAGACGCCCAGAUGUUGUACUCUGCUUCCUCCACGCCAGAGGCAGCAUCAGCAGCCACCCCCCAAAAGCCGGAGAAAGCCCAGGAGCCAACCCAGGCGAAACCAGAGACUCCCAAGGCACCGAUCGUCAAGCAGGCCAAGCCAGCCGCAACCAAGCCUGAGCAGGCAAGACCAGAGCAGGUAAGACCUGAGCCAGCAAAACCAGAAGCAAGACCAGCACCUACAAAGCCAGUGCAAUCCAGACCUGUGCAGGCAAAACCAGAGCAGGCAAGACCAGCAGCUGCAAAACCAGCAGGAGCAAAACCAGCAGGAGCAAAACCAGCAGUGAACAAGACAGCAGUACUGAAGAAGCUUCUGACACCCAAACCAACCACUCCAAAACCAACCAAGCCCACUGUCAAGGGCAAUGCCAAAAAGAUUGCACAAGAGUAUUGUUGGCAGUCACUUCAAGGCAUCUGUUCCUAUGUCAUUGGUUGGUUUCAGAACUAAUAAUGAAGAUUUAGAUUCCCCUGUGAAGAUGAUUUCAAAGGUCUGACUAAAGAGGUGCUCAGAGUGGUUUUCCAAAUGAGGACUUUGCUAAUAAAUGUCACAGAAGAGAGUUUGAACACCCUCUCCAUGGGAAUGAUCGUGCUGACAUUUCUGUCAAUCAAACAUCUUUCCUGCCAGCCAUUUUACCAUGAGUUGUGAAUGUUCCAUUGAGACCAAUACCAAUCCAAAAUGUUUGGUGAAAUUGUAAUUCCAAGGGUCACAAUAACAACUGAACGCAUCCAUACCUGAAUGUCUGGAUCGGGUAUGGACAGAUCAUUAAAUCCAUCGUCUUUCACACGGUACUUAUUUUGUCAAAAAUGAGUACCAUGGUUUUUUGUGUCAGAAAGCACUCUACACAUUUCGACAAACCUAUGGUACCCUAUAAUGUACUCUCCUAAGGCAGAUACACCGUUGGUUUUGCCAUUUUUUUGUAUGUUUGUUUAUGUGUAUGUUUGUAUUACCAUAAACCACAUAUUGAAUAUGCUGUGUUGGGGAAAUCCAUGACAAGGUUUUUGUGUCAUUCACAUAGUAGAGUGGCAUAUUCUGCAAACUCUACCACUGGUUCAUUGUACAGAAAUGUCAUAAUCAAUGUAUGAGUGUCUGUAUAUAAUGAAUAAAGUGUGUUCUUAAUUCUU